AUGUUUGGUCCUAAUCGAAAAUCACUUAUACCACAGGUCAGCAACUCAGCUCAGCGAUCGUCCAUCACUUAUACACCUGUGGGAGGGCGUGGGCCACCACAUAUAGGAUAUUCCUCUUUACGAUCUUCUAAAAGUGGUGCAUCCGGUGAGCAGCGAUAUAGUUUGGCGAUGAGUGGUGCCCCAUCUACAGCAUCGAAGCGAAGCAGCUCAUUUUUUAAAUCAAUAGCAAAUCCCGGCGUUCUCAAGGAUUCUCGCAAUCUGAAUGAUCGUCAUUUUCAGCAGGAAAUGCAACGCAAAGUUUUGCAAUAUUUGAUUGAUGAGAACUAUUCGCAAACUAGCGAAAAACUUGUCAAAAGUCCGACGAAAGCUGAGUUUGCGCGGAUGUUUGAAUUUAUCUUUCAACAAUUGGCAUCAGAUUUUACGUUGCGGAAGAUUGAAGAUGAGAUGCCUCGCCUUUUCCGCGCUUUAGGUUAUCCGGUGCAAUUGAAGCCUUCUACCAUGCAAACCAUUGGCGCAGCGCAUACCAUGCCACAUCUGCUUGGUGCUAUCACCUGGCUGAUUGAUUUGAUUCAAAUGUUGGAGGGAAUAUCGCCACAGGAUUUACUUCUUGCGAAUGAAGAAGGAGAUGGUCAGAGAAGAUCGUUAUCUUACGGCUACAUAGUUCGAUGUUAUAAGAAAUACUGCAAUAAUCCACUGUUGGGACUCACUAUGGAUAAUUACGAAGAUGAGAACAAUGUCCUUCUUCAACUUAUUGAAGAAAAAGAAGAUAUCGCGCAACAAGAAACUGAAUUAGAUGCGCAGAUUCUCACGUUAACAGAUGAAAUUGCAGAACUCUGUAAGGAUAAGGCAUGUUUUUAUCACAUUACUCUGUCCGGACAUCUUGAUGAGCUUCAAACAAAUACUAAAAUGCUGGAGAAAGACUUGAAAAACUUACAGACAUUUAAGGACGAGCAACAAGAAAAACUUAACGAAGAAAAAAAGAAAAGGAAAAUGCUCAGUUGCUUGUUUAAAAUUAUUUUGCAGGAAAACUUGGAAAAUGAAAUGCAGUGGUACGAUCGAACGAUUGCUACUCUUAAAGAACAACUUUCUGCCAAAGAAAAGCAAUUAGCAGCGCAGUCAAUGACUGGUGAAGAAGCAAGAGCUCUUCGUGCUAGAAGAGAGGAGUUGAAAGCUCAAAUUGAAAUAGCAAAUAAGGAGCGACAGAAUAUUGAACUCGAAAAUGAUGCAAUUCUUUCCGUUAAUUUUAAAGAAGCUUCUCAGUUACGUGAACGUUAUCGAGCAUUCAUUAGGGCCUUCGAGGAUGUAAGCAGAACUGUGUAUGGGAUCUAUGAUCCGUUCUUUGCUGUUCUGGAUCAACAUUCUCCGAAUGAGCCCCAUUUUCCGGAACUUAUGGACGAAAUUGAAAAGAAGCUAGAUGGACUUAGCAAGGAUAUUAACGAUUGGAUUAAGGAUCUGGAAGAUAAGCUAAUAACUAUAAAUCAAGAUGCAGCUGAGUUAAGACAAAAGAAAGCAUCUUUAGUAGAAAAUUUGAAGCGUAUUCAGCGGCAGAUUUCAAAAACGUCCCAUGAUUUUACGCUCAAGCGUGAAGAUUGGGAAGACGAGCGUCAAAAACUAUCGUUGGAAGUGGAUGUGGCACAGAAUGAGCUUGACAGCUUGCAUGCCCUUCGUAAUGGGAAACUUUCUGUGCACGAACAGCUUGCGGAAGCACGAAAGACGUUGCAAUCUCGACAAAUCGAAUGUGAUGAAGCAAAGAAGAAAAUUGUGAAUGAAGUGGCGGUGAAGUUUUCGACUUUAGUGGAACAGUGGGAACAUCUCAAGAAAUGCCAUGAUCAACUACGUAGCGAUGAAAAGCUAUUGCGAGAAGCUUUAAAUAACUUAAUUGAUGACAACAGAUAG
Messenger RNA from Cercopithifilaria johnstoni, 1896 nucleotides. NCBI's taxonomy places the organism in Eukaryota, Metazoa, Nematoda, Chromadorea, Rhabditida, Onchocercidae. The record is from the annotation of a GenBank genome assembly.